Messenger RNA from Saccharomyces kudriavzevii IFO 1802, 1011 nucleotides. RefSeq names its product dolichyl-phosphate beta-glucosyltransferase (gene ALG5). Gene Ontology annotation, cellular component: endoplasmic reticulum membrane. The transcript has a single exon. Lineage: Eukaryota; Fungi; Ascomycota; Saccharomycetes; Saccharomycetales; Saccharomycetaceae. The record is from RefSeq and is a predicted model, not a curated record. Bases 1 to 1011 code for a protein of 336 amino acids.
AUGGUUGCGUUGGAAUUCCUGAUUGAGAACAAAAAUACCGUGUGUUUCACGUUAUUGGUUGCUUUAGUGCUUUCACUGUACCUACUGGUUUAUUUAUUCUCUCAUACACCGAGACCGCCGUAUCCAGAGGAGCUGAAGUACACAGCCAUUGACGAAAAUGGCCUUAAAAUUACUCGUGCUUUACCUAACUUAGGUGAACAUCAGGAUGAUGAGGAUGAGGAAAUCUUUUUGUCUGUGAUUAUCCCAAGUUAUAACGAAACGGGUAGAAUUUUGCUAAUGCUAACAGACGCAAUCAAUUUUUUAAAAGCAAAGUAUGGCUCCAAGUGGGAAAUUGUCAUAGUGGAUGACGGUUCCACCGAUAAUACCACAGAAUACUGUUUGAAGAUUUGUAAGGAAACGUUCAAAUUGGACUACAGACAAUUCAGAAUUAUCAAGUUCUCACAAAAUAGAGGUAAAGGUGGCGCAGUGAGACAAGGUUUCCUACAUAUCAGAGGCAAAUAUGGUCUUUUUGCUGACGCCGAUGGUGCUAGUAAGUUCAGUGAUGUGGAGAAGCUAAUAGAGACCAUCAAAACUUUUGAAACUUCUGGUAUAGAUGUAAAGACAAUAAAACCAGCCGUAGUCAUUGGUUCCAGAGCACACAUGGUCAACACCGAGGCUGUCAUAAAGAGAUCCAUGAUUAGGAACUGUUUGAUGUAUGGUUUCCAUACCUUAGUAUUCAUUUUUGGUAUCAGAUCUAUCAAAGACACACAAUGUGGAUUCAAGUUGUUCAAUAAGCCUGCUAUAUUAAAUAUUUUCCCAUAUUUACAUACCGAGGGUUGGAUCUUUGACGUGGAAAUCUUGAUUUUGGCCAUCAGGAAAAGAAUCCAAAUUAAAGAAAUACCAAUUUCUUGGCAUGAAGUCGACGGCUCUAAGAUGGCCCUGGCUAUUGACAGUAUCAAAAUGGCGAAAGAUUUAGUCGUCAUAAGAAUGGCCUAUUUAUUAGGGAUAUAUAGAGAUGAUAAGAAAAGUUAG